Messenger RNA from Hyposmocoma kahamanoa, 1132 nucleotides. Its product is annotated as epidermal growth factor receptor substrate 15 homolog. NCBI's taxonomy places the organism in Eukaryota, Metazoa, Arthropoda, Insecta, Lepidoptera, Cosmopterigidae. The record is from RefSeq and is a predicted model, not a curated record. The transcript is spliced from 8 exons. Bases 58 to 1047 code for a protein of 329 amino acids.
GUUUUUAUGUCAAGUCAUGCUAAAAAUUGUUGUGCCAUGUGCUAGAAAUUACUUUAAAUGGGGGAUUUUAAUUACAAGAAUAUAGCUAUUCUGGAGAGCUUAGACAAUACAGAGUAUAUGACUAUGAAGUCCAUUUGGACUAGAGUGCGCAGCUAUGAUUUUCGAUCAGACCCAGCCAUACAGUCGGGCGGUGGCGAGGGCACAGCCCCAGCGCUUUCUAUUACUCCUUCUGAAACGUCGAACUUUUCAGUAAAAUCUAACGAAUUCCAACCUGCUCAAGAAGUUAUAACUGAAUCACCGGAAGCUAGUGGUGCAGCCAGUGGAACUACUAACCUUAAAGAGGUAAAAGAAGCUCCCAAAGUAGAUGCAGUGAAGUCUGAACCGACAGAGGCUGUUACUAAUGGAGAUCAAAAAGAUGCUGGUGAUUGGCAGAAAAGAGAACAGGAGCUACUGAAGAAAAUAGAAGAAUUGGAACAAGUGAAAAAUGAAAGAAGUGAAGAUGCAAUUAAGUUACAACUUAAAGUUCGUGAAGAAGAAGUAGAUCUUUUAAAAGCGACUGUGAAAAAUCUAGAGACAGAGUUACAAGCUGCUCUCUCAAAGCCAGGAGGCAAAAACCACGAAAUGAUUGAAAACAUCAAACAACAACACGAAGAGUUGCUAAGCAAAGCGCGAGGCAUGAUAUUCGACAAAACUAAGAUGGUGAAGAAUCAGGAGCUGCAGAUUGAGGCUCUAACGACGCAAGUGCAGUCUCUCAAGGACAUCAACACCAUCACCAAGGAUUUACUCGAAAUCAGGAACUCCGAAGUUAAAGCCAUGGAGGAUCGGUUGCAGGCGAUGGAGGCGCGAUUCAAGGCGGAGAAGGAGAGGUUCACGCUCAUACUGCAGCGUGCACAGACCAGCACCGACAUCAACGUUGACCUUAGGAGGGAGUACGAGACACAACUCAACUUGUUUAAGGAACUCCGCGAGAAAUACGAACAAAGGGUUCAAGCGUUGGUGGACGAGAACAACAGGCUGAAGGAGUCUCUUCAAAAGCCUACAACAUAAUGAAUCGAACUGUGCUAUGUUCUGUAGGUACUUAAUCUCACAUUUAACCGAUUAAGUAUAAAGACUGUGUUUUACCAAAGGGCGU